Acanthochromis polyacanthus (spiny chromis) is the source of this 6967-nucleotide messenger RNA. It is a transcript of the gene c2cd3, whose product is annotated as C2 domain containing 3 centriole elongation regulator. Bases 235 to 6714 code for a protein of 2159 amino acids. The transcript has 33 exons. Lineage: Eukaryota; Metazoa; Chordata; Actinopteri; Pomacentridae. Gene Ontology annotation, cellular component: centriolar satellite; centriole. Gene Ontology annotation, biological process: cilium assembly; centriole elongation. The record is from RefSeq and is a predicted model, not a curated record.
UGAACCUUAGCGGCAGCGGAAGCGGGGCAGAAGUUCUCGUUCGGACUUUGUUGCUCGGAAACAGUUUUCCGCGCUGCCGUUUGUAUGUUUGUGUGUGUGUGUGUGUGUGAGCGGCUCACACAGCUCAGUUAAACGGAUUGUUAUUGAGCUGCAGAGUGAUAAUAAAACAUGCCUGCUGACGGCUCAGACUCUGCUUCGGCUCCGCUGUCAUUCACAAAUGUCUUGAGCUGAGGGAUGAAGAGUAGAAAGCAGAGGACCGGCAGAGCUGGAAGCAGCAGGAGAAAAGCCCCCAGCGAUGUGUCCCCCUCCACCAGCCUCCCUCCUCUGGUUGAGGGCCAGCUGAGAUGCUUCCUGCAGGUGACGAUAAGUCGGGUGUUAUGGACCGUUCACAAACCCCCUUCUGCAACAUUCAUCAGGCUGCGCUGGUGGGGAGAGUCGACCAACGGGACACACUUCUUCCCAAGAGAUGGAUCGCAGCUGUCACAGAAAACCAUCAAGACCACAGCACGCUUCCCCAUCCGCUGCGGCCCAAAGCAGUUCACCUCAUAUCUUACAGAUAUGGGCUCUUUGGUGCUGGAAGUUCUGACAAAACCGGAUCAUUUGCCAAUCGCCCGGGCUCAGGUCGUGGGUAUCUCCUGUUUGACUCUGUCACACCCAAUUAGUGGAUUCUACACCCUUGUAUCACCAACAUCUGAAAAGCUUGGAGAGUUACAGGUUUCCCUUAAUCUUGAGCCUCUGACUGAAGCCUAUGACAGCAGCAGCUCAGGCCCUGCCACAGACAUCAGCAUCGAAGGGCUGCAAGUCAAGAAACUGACUGUACCAUCACAGCAGCACAGAUCAUUCUCAACUGGCAGCGGCAAAGGAUCAGCUGGAAACACACCAAGAGGGAAGGACCACUUAUAUUUCCAGAAUGCUCCAAAAGGCAAAGAGGAGACCCUGGAGAAUCAGAGGCCAAUAGCAAACAAAUCCCAGAAUAAUCAAACAGCUGUGAACCCUUCAAGUCAGGAGUUUCAUCAUGGACAAGCAACCAAUGAUCUCCUUUCAGUUAUUCUAGAGCGUGGAAACAAGCUAAGAAAUGCAAUGGUGGUCUCUGCUCUGAAAUGCGACAUGGAUUCUGCACCGGCUCUGAAGGAUACCCCUCUGCCUCUCCCAAAGGACAACAUCCAGCCACCUUCCCAGUCAAGGUCUUCUCCAUCUCCCUCUGGGAUGUUUCUUGAAAAUAUCCUGAAUGCAGAUUCGCCGCUGAAGCCCUCUGAUGAUGCUGCUGUCGUCUCAGAAAACGGCUUGGACAUUUCUGCAGACAUGGGCAACAGAGCUGUGGAUCUGCUUCUUGGCAGCUCAAUCACAUCUCCUCUGCCUCUCUGGGACGGACAGGGCUCCUCCUCUGGAUCUCUGUCUGAUGACGGAGAUAGUGAACUCAAUGAUCCACAGUAUGAUCAGAGCUUAUUGGAAAACUUGUUCUACAAAACUCCUAUCUCUGUUACCAGAUCAGAUGACACUGUGGAGGAACCUAAAAAAACACCAUCCUCAAGAAAAAAUCGGCCAAAACAGCCGACACAGUUAGGACCCAGGAUUAAUAAAGAUUCAAAUUCAGAGCAUCAGCAGUCUGCAGAUGCUGCUGGUGAGUGUCCUCACCUGAGUGCUGAGCUGCUGAGUUUUCUGAGUUUGAUCCGGAUGGCGAAAGUGACCAUCGACUCCCUGACUGUACCUGCCAGCAGCUCUAGCACAACACCCAGAAAGACCUCCAGUAAAGCUAAACCUCCUCGACCAAUAAUCAGCAAGAAGUGUACGUACUUUGUCGAGUACGUCUUCCCGAUGACCUCCACUUCCACUCGACAUGAUCGCAGCAAAACUGGAGGUGGGGAAGUGACCAGAGCUGUUUCUAGUAAAGUCACAGGAGGAGCGGUGAGGUUCCACCAGCUGUCUGUGUUUCCUGUCCACUUCAGUCCAACAACAGUUAAACAGUGGUGGGAAUCUGAUCUGCUUUUCAAGAUCUACUCACGAAAGAAUGACCAGAAGAAACCUGUUGCCAUCGCUAAGGCGGUUCAUCCACUGCGGUGUCUGCUGGAGAGCAAGCAGCUGAGUCAGACUGUUGUCUUGCCUGUUCAGAGCUUGGACAAGAACAGUGAAACACACCAGGUUGGACCUCUCAAGGUGUCACUGGAACUUGGAGCCGACAGCAAAGGCUUCUCCUCUGAACAUUUUAAACGCAAGCUGACUUGGAGAGACAUGUCUCCUUCACAAACUGCACACAGUCCAGAGAGAGAAGCCAUCUCCACAUUUCAACCUGCUGGCAGAGAGGAGUUACCAGCUCACUCUUUAGAGGGCUCUAGGCUGAAUAUAUGGACUCCCCAGAAACCCUCAAAUGGACCCUCUCCUUAUCCCGGCCUCCACACAUCUCCUAAAUCCUGGCAGCAGGUGGACGAGGACCCCGAGGUGCUGCUGCAUGCUUUACUCAUGGUACCAGAUGGGAGGAACUUCGGUGGUGGGCCAGCACAAGCUCCAAAUGUGUACUUGAACUGUAAACUGUUCUGGUGUGAUGAAACGGCGAGAUCCGUCGUCAGCUGGGGUCAGGCAAACCCCUCGUUCAACUUUGUCCAGGUGACACCUGUGGCCUUAACCACUAAACUCCUGGAGCGGAUGAAGAAUAAUAUGAUGGUGAUUGAAGUGUGGCAGAAAGUAGGAAGCUCAGGACAGGACCGACUCCUCGGUCUUGUGAAAUUACCUCUUCACCAGUUCUACAUGUCAUUUAGGGACCCUAAGAUCGCCCACCUCCUCCUGCAGGCUCAGUACCCAGUGCUGGGGGUGGACUGCUACAUGCCUGUCAUCGAUGUGUUCUCUGGUAGCUGUAAAGGAAACCUCAGGGUUGUUUUGGCGAUGGGUCGAUCGGAGCAGAUAGUUUCCCUCCAGCGCACAAGAGAUGAAGAACAUGAGUCUUUGUCACAUCUUCUGAGACCAGUUCAUCUGCUUGAUCAUCAGCCACACUCUCAAACGAAGGUGAAUGCAACACAAAAAGAAUCUAUGAGAGAGCAUGUGUUUGUGAUAAGAGUGGAGAAGGUCAGCGGGUUGAUGCCUCUACAGUCCACAGUGUGGGGUGAAGCUGACUGCUACAUCCAGUACAGUUUCCCCUGUCAGGAGGGUGAUGAUUCCACAAAUCUGGACCAAGACCUCAUAGAGAGCAGCGUGAAUUUGAAGCCGUUUCGCACCACUGCCACUCUCUGCAUCCCUGAUCCGAUGUUUGGUCACACUGAGACUCACGUCCUUGUGGCUCCUGAAGGAGUUCCUGUCCAGAGGCUGCUGCUCAGCUGCCUGUCAAGUCGAGGCCUGAGUGGUGGAGGGGGCGUCCAGUUUGAAGUGUGGUGCAGAUAUUACUAUCCAAAUGUCAGAGAUCAGCUUGUGGCCAGAGGGAUGCUUCCUCUGUCCAAACUGUGUGCCAUGGUCACCAUGCAGAGACAACAUCCGAAUGAGGCUCAAAUGUUUUCCCUGCCUUUGAUUCCCAGGACGGACGGUCCAACAGGACUGCAGCCUCAGCCUUCGGGUUUGCUGGAUGUUUGUGUUCGAUACAAGCACAGACCCAUAAGACCUGAAGGGCAGUGUGGUAGAGGAGCUGCUUCCCGUGUUGUGACGCUGGUGGUUCAAGUGCAUCGAGCAUCAGGUCUGAAGGCAGCAGCGAGGGUUUUGUCAGAGCAAGAUGAAAGGUUCAGUUAUUUUGCUGGCGUGGGGGUGAACUCUUUCGUCACAGUCCAACUUUCCUUCUUGCCUGAGAGCGAGAGGAGAUGCACCCGCACAGCAGCCAGAACCUUCUGCCCCGAGUUCGACCACCACAUGGAGGUUUCCUGUGAUCUGCUGCUUCAGAGGAGCAGCGGAGAAACCUGCAGCCUGGCUGAGCAGCUGGAGCUGGCUUCUGCCGUCUUUACUGUGUGGAACAGAGACAGUCGCAAAGCUUUGGAUAUUUCCAAACCUAAAGAUGUGAUGUUGGGCACAGUGAAAAUACCACUGGCUGAUCUCAUCCAUAAAAGAACAGGUAUUUCCGGCUGGUUCGGAGUGUAUAAAACUCAGGAAACAAGCUCUUCUCAGCGGCAGCACGUCUUGGUCGGAGGGCUGGAAGUCUCCGUCAGCUUCGCUCACCACGCAGACAGAGAAAGAGCCAUUAAAGCUGCUCAGGCUUUGGGCUGGGAAAUGCCUCAGAGUGAUAGUGCACUGCAGGAAGAUGAAGAAAGCUGGGAGGAAAGCCUGAAGAAGCUCUCUCUGACUUUUUCUAUGCCCAGAGUGUGGAUUCCUGUCCACUGUUUGCUUCUGCCGGGCCACAGUGAACUCCAGCGCUCCACCUACUGCUACUUCAGAUACAAGUUCUACGAGCAGGAAGCCUUCUGCUCUCAGAUGAAACACCCCUGUGUCGAGGAAGGAGGGGAGGAUGGCCAGGCCACGGUGAGCUUUGAAGGAAGUCGAAGCGUGGAGCUGAAGGGCACUCAGCCUUUAAUGUGGUAUCUACGAGAGGAGCGGCUGGAGGUGCAGGUGUGGGUCGCCUUUAAGAAAGACAAAACCAGAAGGCCCAGUGACACAGACCGACUGGUGGGAUCUGCGUUUGUUGAUCUGUCAUCUCUGGCGAAGACAUCAAAGCAGAAGCUGACUCUAAGUGGAGUGUACCCGCUGUUCAGGCGCUCAGCAGCAGAUCUCCAAGGAGCAGCUCUCAGAGUUCACAUCACCAUGACGGCAGGUUCUGAUCCCAGAGAGGUUUCUGCUGGAGCCGACACCCAGCUGGACUCUGACAGUCUGGAGGAGCUCCUAUUAGAAGAAGCCGAAGCAGCCGAUCGAGUCCCCUCGCCCACGACACCCAGAAAAACAUACACUCAAAGCAAACACAGGAAUAAAUCCUCCAGAGCCACUCCAGACAUCACAUCUGUGCAGCACAUAGAAGCAAGCAUAGAUGAAUCCUUCCCUGUGACGGUCGCAGUGGACCGAGCCAUGCACCUGAAUCUGAAAGGCUGUCCUUUAGCAGAGCGCAGUGAAGGACCGCCAUGCUGCUGUGUUUCAUACAUCACUGCUGACUCUGCUGAACCGGUUUCCACUGCUGUUAUAUCCAACAACGACUGUCCUGUCUGGGACCAUCAGCAUGAGUGCAGGCUUUUGAAGCAGCUGCUGACUGAUUUGCAACAGUCUCUGGUGUUUAAAGUCUGGCACAAAGGAGAGGUGGAGAGGGUGAUUGGUUUUGCCUCUGUAGACUUGUCCCCUUUACUCUGUGGAUUCCCAUCAGUGUGUGGUUGGUACAACAUCACAGACUUCAGUGGUCAGUGUCACGGCCAGCUCAAAGUGUCCGUCACUCCAUUAAGAGGGGUUCAAGAUCUUCGUGAACAGAGAAAAACUGUAAAUGAAGAAGCUGCCAAAAGCUCCCCGGCUUUGUUCCAGACUGUUCCUCUCAGCUACCAAACCACAGCCACGUACAGCAGCUUCCCCUCUCACAUCAGCAGGUACACCGAGCAGAAGAUCUCAUCCCCCGACCACUCGGACAGGCUGUUCUCUGAAAGAUCCAGUGAGAGCGAUCGUCACUUUGAGCACAUGGACAAAGUGCGUCUUUACCAUCAGAAUCUACAGGAACAGACAGCAUCUCAGUCUGUUUGCAGCAGCAGUGGUGCUGACAUCAAUCCCUCCAGCUCCUUCUUAUUUUCAGCACUCAGGAGAAAACUCAGUGAGCUCGACAACAUUCAGAGGUACUUCAGUCGAAAGCUUUCAACGCCCACAUUCCCCCCUCCGACUGAGCAGGACUGCAACACCAAACACGAGGGACAGAGGGACUCAGAGACCGACUCAAGUCAGCUUCUUCUCAAGUCCAACCAGUUAGUCGGAGAAGUCAACAACAUCAUUAGUGGUUUACGAGGACACCACUUGGAAACGAUUCCCUCCGACCCACAGAGCAGCUCAACAACUUCCCCUGUUGGCGACAACAACCCUCAAACUUUCCCUGAGAGCAUCUCCAGUCCACACAGAGUUUGUGAUUGUUCCCCAGAAAUCCCGUCUCCUCUGCCAUCACCGCUUCCAGAGAUGUCUGAGGACCAAACGGAGUCCGAGCCUGAUGAAGAAAAGGACAAACGAAGCUACGAGGUUAACAUAUCUGAGGAUGAAGAUGAAGAACAGACGGGCUGCAGAAGGGACGAUGAUGCGGAUGAUGACGAAGAGGAAGAUGAGGAUUACGAGGAGGUUGUGGUGAAGCCGAGGACUCUAAACGAGGUCACUUCACUAACAGACAAAACCAGUCCUUGGACCAGCAUCAUGUCGGACCCUGACCUGGUUUCUCUGAACAGUCUGGAGGCACCAGAGGAAGCAGACAUGAGUGAAGACGAGGAAGAGGAGAGGCAGAUGGUGAAUCCAAAAAGCUACGACUCUAGUGAGAAACAUAAAAGUACCAGACAGGAGGAAAGUGAUCACCAGAGUUUUAACGGAUCAAAUGAAGGCGAUUCAGACACAGAAACAGAUGAACAGACGCUAAAAGUUUUAGAUGACAAGGAGUCAGGAGACGAAGAUUCAUCAUCACCUGAACAGGACGCCACAGACACCCACAAUGCAUCAUCCUCCCUGGACAAUCAAGAUGCACACCUCCAAACCUCUGUCCCCGUUGAAGUCCCUAAUUUCUUCCUCCCCUCUCACCAACUGGAGGCCUCGAUGCGGGCCAUACGUUUAGCUCCUUCUUUCUCCCACACGCCCAACGACUCGAGUUAAUGUGGCACCACCUGUUGUGCUUCUUAGUCCCUCGAAUCUGCAGUUUUGUGAAAAGAACAAAGGAAUGAUGGUAUCUUGAACGCUCUCUUCAGGGUCCGUGAUGCAACCGAAUGUCUGCGUUGUCUUUUUUUUUUUUCUCUAAAUUGCAUGAAUGAAACUCUCCCUGCUGGGCUGAGCCUUAACAUCUUUAACAGUCAGAACUCAGACGUCUGAGCAGACCAGACUGUUACACAAUAAAAACAGAUGGACAACA